Molecule: messenger RNA, 2431 nt
Organism: Vanrija pseudolonga
Lineage: Eukaryota; Fungi; Basidiomycota; Tremellomycetes; Trichosporonales; Trichosporonaceae
Gene: YPR003C
Product: Putative sulfate transporter
Exons: 15
Coding region: 90-2345 (751 amino acids)
Biological process (GO): transmembrane transport
Cellular component (GO): plasma membrane
Molecular function (GO): sulfate transmembrane transporter activity
Source: RefSeq, a predicted model, not a curated record
UUACCUUUCAUACCUCGCCGUCACGUUCGAGACCGAGCCAGCCAACCAACAACGUGGGCUAUAUCGCGCACCUCCAAAGUCUAGCAACAAUGUCAACCGAGCCAAAUAGCUCGCGGCCAUUGACACCCACUCUGUCAUCGGGCCUUGGAACGCCCACAGAGUCGAGCUUCAUCUUUCGCACCAUCGCAGGCACAGGCUCCUCGACCCCGGCUCCUGACGCUCCAACCUCGCGCGCCGCCAUGACCGCGACACCCGUCCCCAAUGAGCGCACGCGCCUCAUCACCUACGGCGAGUCCCAGGGCGACGGCUUCGGCGGUGCGCACCACCAGCACAGCGUUGUCGGCCUCGGCGACCACGACGACCCAGAUACCGACGAUACGCACCUCCAGGUCGGCGGGCACCACCACCACGACGGCGCUCCUGACGACCCGAACAAUCCGGGGUCUGGCCGCGGUCGCCUGGGCACCACCAAGGCCGUAGCGAAGAAGAUCCGCCAGCGCUCCAAGUACUACGUCCCUGUCACGGCGUGGCUACCAGAAUACAGCUGGGCAUUGUUUGCCGGUGAUGUGUCUGCUGGCGUGUCCGUCGCGUGUCUCCUCAUUCCGCAGGCCAUGUCCUAUGCCAACGGUCUGGCACACCUCCCGCCCGUGGCCGGUCUAUGGGCAUCGGCCAUCCCAGCGCUCGUGUACGGAGCCCUUGGCACUUGCAGGCAAAUGUCCAUGGGACCCGAAGCGUCUCUCUCACUGCUCAUGGGUAACACCAUCAACGAGCUCGUGCAUAGUGACCCACACUCGACGCCCGAGAAUGCAGACCUUGAGGCCAUUGCCAUUUCGGUCAUCACGACGUUUAUGGCAGGCGCCAUGACUACCAUUCUCGGUCUUCUCCGACUCGGCUUCCUGGAUGUCGUGCUUUCGCGGGCUCUGCUCCGCGGUUUCCUCACCGCCAUUGGUUGUAUCAUCAUGAUCGAGCAGCUCGUGCCAUUGCUUGGCCUCGCGCCGGUCCUCCGUGCCCACGACGACCCGCCGACCUUGCCGCUCUCCAAGCUCGUGUUCAUUCUCAAGCACAUUCGCCAAGCCAACAUUCCCACCACGAUCCUGUCAGUUUGCUGCAUUUCUUUCCUUCUCGGCAGCCGCAUCAUUAAGCGUCGUCUUGUCAAGCGCCCAGGUGGUGCUUGGCUGCGCUACAUUCCCGAGAUUCUGAUCUGUGUGGUUACGGUGACGGUGCUUACCCAGGUCUUCCGCUGGGACCUCCUCGGUGUCGACAUCCUUGGCAAGCUCAAGGGCGGCAAGGAGUUCCCCUUCGGCCUGCCCCUCUACCCUCGCUCGCUGAAAUAUGUCAACGAGACGUUCUCGACCGCCUUCGUCAUGGCUGUCGUCGGUGUCGUCGACUCGAUGGUCGCCGCCAAGGAGAACUCGACCAAGUACGGCUACCCCGUGAGCCCUAACCGCGAGCUCGUGGCCCUGGGCUCUGCGAACCUCGUCGCGUCGUGCAUCACGCUCACCGGUACUGUGCCCAUCUUCGGAUCUCUGACCCGCUCCCGCCUCAACGGCCAGAUUGGCGCCCGCACCCAGAUGGCCAGCAUGAUCACGGCUAUCCUCCUGAUCCUCGCUGCCCUCUUCCUCUUGCCUUACCUGUGGUUCCUGCCAAGGGCUGUGCUCGCGUCGGUCAUCACUCUCGUCGUCUACUCGCUUCUCGACGAAGCGCCGCACGACAUCAUCUUCUUCUGGAAGAUGAAGGCUUGGACCGACUUCCUCCAGAUGACCGGCACGUUCCUCCUCACCCUCCUCUUCUCCAUUGAGGUCGGUGUCGUUGCCAGCGUCUGCUUCUCGCUCCUGCUUGUGAUCCAGCGAUCGACGCAGCCCCGCAUCAAAAUCAUCGGCCGCAGACCCGACUCGGACGACUGGGUGCCCAUUGAUGAUGACGACGAGGCGCGUGAGGAGAUACCUGGAGUGCUUGUUGUUCGCAUUCGCGAACCCCUGUCCUUUGCCAACACUGGCCAGCUCAAGGAGCGUCUCCGCCGCCUCGAGCUGUACGGCCCCAAGAAGAUCCACCCAUCCGAGGCUCCGCGCCGCAGCGAGGCCAAGGCUGUGAUUCUGCACAUGGGCGAUGUUGACGACAUUGAUGCGAGUGCGUUACAGAUCAUUGGCGAGCUCGUCCAGUCGUACCAUGAGCGCGGUGUCGGCAUUUACUUUGCGCACCUGAGACAGCACCAGCUCGACAAGUUCCGUCUCGUCGGCAUUACCGAUCUCCUUGGGCCGCACCACUUCCACCCGGAUCUGCGCAGCGCCAUGAUGGAGAUUGAGUCCCUGGGGUACAGCAACACGACGCGCUCUCGCUAUGUCUAACAAACUGUAAAGCAUACUACACGUAUAUACAUUCGUUCAUAAAGCAUAGUAUGGCAUGUCAACCGACAGAGAUGCUACAAUCAUCU